AGAGCAAAACCAGUUUAUACGAAGUUGGAAGCAAUUUGCACAUUCAUGAAUCAUUUAUCCAUGGCCUAUAGCUUGGGAUCAGAUUAAAAGCCAACAACAUAAAUGGCAUCUUCAAGCAUAACUUGCAACUUCCACUGUAACUACCAUCCUUCUAUAUUCCUUCCAACCUCAGCCACUCGCUCUUCCUUAUCUUUUCCGCACCCUCUACUUUGCAAUGGGAUUUCCCUUCACCCUGCAACCUCCACCUCCAGAGUUUGUGCAAAGUUUGAGAAAUUCCAGGGUGAACCUUCCCAAGAGGCAGAGCCUUCAUCCUCACUAGAAAAUAUAGAAACCUUUAUUGAGGACGAGGAGGAAGAUGACAGUUGCUUGCCUUCAGACUUGGAAGGCGCAGUGCGGCAAUCAAGUGAGGCUGCCGCCUUAUUUGUAUCUUCAGGAGGGAUGAGAGCCAUAGUUGAACUUUUAAUCCCCCAGCUGCAAUUUUUAGAUAAUGAAGGCGCACAGGUGGAGCUCUGGGAAUUGUCAAGGAUUUUUUUGGAUACACUUAUUAAAGAAACAGAAUGUCAGAGAGUUAAAGCCAUUUUUCCAGAUGCUGGUGCAGAAGCUCUUCUAAAAUAUCGGUGGAAAGAUGCUCAAUUUAGAUUUGCAAGCUUAAAUGACCGGAAGCCUGUAGAGAGUGAUGAUGAGAUUGUGGUCAUGGUUGUUCCUGAUUAUCAGAUGUUAGAAUAUGUAGAGAGAAUUGCAUCCAAUCUCUCAAAUGAUCCACCAAGGCCCCUUAUCAUGUGGAAUCCACGCUUGAUUAGUGAGGACGUUGGGGUUGGAGUUAAUGUUCGGAGGUUAAGGCGUUACUUUCUAAGAACUUUUACAACUGUCUAUUUCAUGCGACCUAUGCCAUUUGGUGCAAUCUUUAGGUGUUAUCCAGGAUUGUGGAAAGUGUUCAGUGAUGACAAGGAUAGGCCAAAUAGAUAUUUGCUUGCCAAGGAUUUCAUAAGCCGUCCUGACGCUGAAGAUCUCGAGAUUAUGUUUGGAAAUGAAGAACAGAAGUCAGAGCAAGGCCAAAAUUUGCUUGACAAAGCGGCAGGCAUCUUCUCUUCGAUUAACAGGAUCAUGAAGGCUAUGUGAUGAUUGAUUGAUUACAUACUUGUUCUCAUCAUUAGAACAUCCCCCUUCCAUUCGUGAUUCAUGUCAAAUUAUGUUUGCUUCUUGAAAAUUAAUUUUAGAAACCUUACUGCUUGUGUCAUAUACUAUAAUGCAUAUAUACAUAUUACCAUAUUUCACUU
This is a messenger RNA of Gastrolobium bilobum, 1277 nucleotides long. RefSeq lists its product as uncharacterized. NCBI's taxonomy places the organism in Eukaryota, Viridiplantae, Streptophyta, Magnoliopsida, Fabales, Fabaceae. The transcript is spliced from 9 exons. The record is from RefSeq and is a predicted model, not a curated record. The coding region runs from base 103 to 1119 and encodes 338 amino acids.